This is a messenger RNA of Bradysia coprophila, 1870 nucleotides long. Its product is annotated as putative fatty acyl-CoA reductase CG8303. Gene Ontology annotation, biological process: long-chain fatty-acyl-CoA metabolic process. Gene Ontology annotation, cellular component: peroxisome. Gene Ontology annotation, molecular function: alcohol-forming very long-chain fatty acyl-CoA reductase (NADP+) activity. NCBI's taxonomy places the organism in Eukaryota, Metazoa, Arthropoda, Insecta, Diptera, Sciaridae. The record is from RefSeq and is a predicted model, not a curated record.
CUUGUUCUACUUGUUGCUGGUUUCGCGUUGUUCGUGCAAAAAUAUAAUUCCUUUUAAACACUGUUGCCUUUUGUUGGCUUUCGUAAACUUGACUUUGGUCUGGAUUUUUAUUCAGUUCUUAGAUUCGGUGGUGAUCGAACGCGAAAUAAUUUUUUUUUGUUCGUUGUUGCUGUCGAGGAUCUUAAAUAUUUUUUUUGCUGGUUAAACCACUUGGCAUACGGAGGAAAUCCUCAAUUUAUCAUGAUUGCAGUGCGAACCGAUGACGAGCCGAAAAGGUCGACGAUAAAAUCAUUUUUUGCCAACAAAAAUGUAUUUGUAACGGGAGGCACUGGAUUCUUGGGCGCAGUUUUAGUAGAAUCAAUUCUCAGCACCAGUCCGGAUGUGGGGAAUAUAUUCCUAUUAGUGAGGGAUAAAUAUGGUGCAAAUGCUCACACCAGGAUACAGCGACUGCUUGCGAAACCAUUAUUCAAAGCCCAUUCGGAAGAAGCACUGAAAAAGAUCGUACCGGUGAUUGGUGAAUUAAGUGAAAAAAAUCUUGGUAUUAGAGACGACGAACUGCAAAGGCUCAGAGACACAGUUAACAUUGUCUACCACAGUGCGGCAACCAUAAAAUUCCAUACAUACUUGAAAACAGCAAUCACAGUCAAUCUGAUCGGAACGUAUCGCACGAUAGAAUUCGCAAAGAGCCUAAAAAGAUUGGAUUCUUAUGUGUACCUGUCAACGGCAUUCUGCAAUGCUGACCAAGAUAAAUUUAUCGAGGAAAAGGUAUACACAUCUGUCCAAGAUCCGUACGAAAUGAUGAAACUAGUGAACGAUGACGAACUAUGGCAACGUAAUUCCGCACCGGAAAUUCAGGCUUUGGUGGGUGGUCACCCGAACACAUACACCUUUACGAAACAAUUGGCGGAAAAUUUACUGCUGAAAGAAAUGGCUGGCUAUCCAGCGGGCAUUGUACGACCGUCUGUGGUAUAUGGAACAUACAGAGAUCCGAUUCUGGGGUGGGUCGGAAACGCAAAUAGUGGUCAUUUGGGUCUAUUGGUUGGUUACGCUAAAGGAAUCUUCCGAACAAUUUCUGGUAACGGUGAGUCAAGUAUCGAUAUAAUUCCAUGCGACUAUGUCAUAAAUGCGGCCAUAACAAUGGGAUGGUAUGUUGGCACCCGAAAAACCGAAACCAUCGAGGUUAUACAUAGCACAUGUGGUGAACGGAAUCGAUUCACAUUGAAUCAAUUCUGCGAUGCACUCAACGAAAAUGUACAAAAAAAUCCGUGCGAUUCCAUAGUGUGGAUGCCCUACACGAAACCUCGUGAAGGGGUCCGCUACGAAGUGUUCGUCUUCUUGUUUCAUCUGCUACCGGCCAUGUUUUUAGCAAUACCAGAAUCGCUGUUCCAGUUCGGAAAGUCGCGCAAAUCUACGCUGGAAUACAUGCAACUGUUCCACAAGGGAUCAACAGUAUUCAACUACUUCUUGCAUAAGAGCUUACAAUAUUCUGUUAAAAAUGCGCUAAGAAUCAUGGGGGAGUUGCAUCCAGACGACCUCGAUCGCUAUCAAUACGAUGCCAAAAAUUGUGACUGGUCCAAACUGAUAGAAAAUUGUUUCUUGGGAAUCCGGCGAUAUUAUUUCCAUGAAUCAUACGAGACAACGAUGUGGCAUAGAGUCAUGUUCAAGAUAUUUCAAGUCUUAUACUACGUCGGAUGGGUGUUCAUCUUGGCAUUAAUUUAUUUCAUGGUGCUUCCGUUGGCCGGCACAUUUCAAUUAACUUUUGCUAUUGCUUCGUCUGUUUGCCUAUUUUUGAUUUGGUUGUAGUUAAAUUCCUUCUUCCUUUUUGUUCGCGGUUAAUUUAUGAAAAUAAAAUUUACAAAAUUUAACGUUG